AUGUCUUUUCCUUUUCUUUUUUCUAUGGGGAAGGAACUUCUCAUUUCAUUUUCUGAUCCUGGUGAAGGCAAAUUCUUUUCUUUUCCUUUGCUUUUUCUGGUAAUUUUAUUUUAUUUUUCUGGUGGGGCAAUUUCCUUUCUUUUUCAUUUUCUGGGGGAGUCUGUUUCUUUUUGUUUUCUUUUUCUGAUGAAGGCAUUUAUUUCCUUUUUCUGCGGAGAGAUUUCUUACAAUUUCACUUCCUUUCUUUUUCUCGUAGAGGCAAUUUCUUUUCUUUUUCUGUUGAAGGCAAUUUCUUUUUUUUCUGUUGAAGGCAAUUUCUUUUUCUUUUGUUUUUCUGAUGAAGAUACUUUCUUCUUCUUUUCCUUUCUUUUUUCUAGAGAAAGCAAUUUGCAAUUUCUUUCAAUUUUUCUUUUUCUGGUGAAGUCAAUUUAUUUUCCUUCUUCUUUUCUUCAUCUGUUGAAGGAAAUUUCUUUUCCUUUUCUGGUUAAGGCUAUUUCUUUUCCUUUUUUUCUGGUGAAAGCAAUUUCUUUCCUAUUCUUUUUCCUCACUGGUGAAGGCAAUUUCCUCACUAUGAAGACAAUUUCCUUUCUUUUUCCUUUCCUUAUUCUAGUGAAGGCAAUUGCUUGUCACUUUCCUGUCUUUUUUUCUGAUGAAGAAUAUUACUUUUCCUUCUCUGACCGCAAUUUCUUUACAUUUUAUUUUUAUGUUGAAGAUAAUUUCUUUUCCUUUUCUUUUUCUUGGGAAGUAAAUUUCUUUUCUUUGUUUUUUACUUUAUCUCUAAAGGCAAUUUCUUUUGAUUUUCAUUUUCUUUUUUCUGGUGGAUGCAAUUUCUUUUUCUAUUCUUUUUUUCUGGUAAACACAAUUUCUUUUCCUUUUCUUUUUCUUGUAAUUUACUUUUCUUUUUCUGGUGAAGGUAAUUUGUUGUCAAUUUCCUUCGCUUUUUCUGGUGAAGCCAAUUUAUUUUCUUUUUCUCGUGAAGUCAAUUUAUUUUCUUUCUUUUUAUGCAAUUUCUUUUUCUUUACUUUCCCUGCUGAAGCCAAUUUCUUUUACAUUACUUUUUCUGGGGAAGCCAAUUUCUUUUCUCUUUACUUUUCAUUAUCUGGUGAAGUCAAUUACUUUUCCUUUUCCUUUAUUUUGGCGAAUAAAAUCUUUUGUUUUUUCUUCUUUUUCUGUGAAUAUUUCCCUCACGAUAUCAUUAUCUAUCUAUCUAUCUAUCUAUCUAUCUAUCUGCAUUACAUUUUGAUAUUAUUCAUCGAUAAAUAUGUUAAAAUAAAAUCACUGUUCACAGGCCCAAACAACUCUCUCUCUCUCUCUUGCAAUGAUGUGUUUAUCAAAAGACUUCACACUAAAUCUUUGCCGCCCAAUGUAUGCGCCUCUUUGUCUUUUUUCUUAUCAUUUCUCUCCCCCCCUCUCUCUCUCUCUCUCUCUCUCUCUCGUAUCUACCUAAUUCACUCUCACUCUCUCUUUAAGUGA
Messenger RNA from Acanthosepion pharaonis, 1473 nucleotides. Lineage: Eukaryota; Metazoa; Mollusca; Cephalopoda; Sepiida; Sepiidae. The record is from the annotation of a GenBank genome assembly.